Molecule: messenger RNA, 3912 nt
Organism: Neodiprion fabricii
Lineage: Eukaryota; Metazoa; Arthropoda; Insecta; Hymenoptera; Diprionidae
Product: probable 2-oxoglutarate dehydrogenase E1 component DHKTD1 homolog, mitochondrial
Exons: 14
Coding region: 298-3123 (941 amino acids)
Biological process (GO): tricarboxylic acid cycle
Molecular function (GO): oxoglutarate dehydrogenase (succinyl-transferring) activity; thiamine pyrophosphate binding
Source: RefSeq, a predicted model, not a curated record
UACGGUGGCAAGCAACCAACUGUGCAGUUUAACGUGAAAUUUGAAUAAGUUGUGCCUAAUGUUCUGUUUCCGCGAGCUACAUACGUAAAAUUGUGAAAUUCAAUUAACUUGUUGUGUACACUACAGAGUUAGGCGUUUCCCAACGACAGCUGGAUUGCAGGCUACAGAAAGGAUAGGACGAUAAAAUAAGAUUGAAAAACAAGCAGAGAUUAUCAGAACUCGGAUGGAAAUAUCUUCUUAUUACAUAAAGGAGUGUUCAAAUCGAGUUAGUUAACUGGCAAAUGCCCCGGCGAUAAAAUGUACAGAAACGUAUCUAAUAUCAUUGGAGAAAAUUACUGUCGCUUGGGCACAUGCGUGUCUCGCGAUAAAAUAUUACCAAGAAAUCAAAUUAACUUUCCUUGUGCGAAUCGGCGGAGAAUUUUAGCAAAGUUUUAUCAUAGUAAACAUGGCGUCUAUGGAUACAAACCGAAGACUUAUAAGAAAUAUUACGAAGUAUCCAGAGAAAGUCUGACGUCACGAGCUAAAUACAGCAAUUUUUACAGACUGGUCACAGCCUACAGAGAACAUGGUCACAAACAGGCAAGCAUAGAUCCCAUAUCACUGCAAACACCUAGUCCGUCGCCGGAAUUGAACCUGAAUAAAUUUGGCCUUAAUGGCGACGAAAAAGUUUCCUUUCAGGGAAUUUUGAACGCGAAACAAACGGAAGGGUCUGUAAACGUGGCGUUGAGUAUUUUGAGAAAGGUUUACGCAGGGCCUAUAGGAGUUGAAUUUAGUUACUUAGAGACUGAAGAGGAAAGAGAAUGGUUCGCGCAAAAUUUCGAAGAGGUUUACAUGGAGGCGUUGGACAGGGAUACAAAGAGGGCAAUAGUUACGGAAAUGCUGAAGAGUCAGGCUUUGGACAAAUUUUUGGCUAUAAAAUUUGUAACAUUCAAAAGAUACGGUGGAGAAGGUGCCGAAAGUAUGAUGGCGUUUUUUCACGAAUUCUUCAAGCAAGCAACAGCUGCAAAAUUAGAUCACAUCGUGAUGUGUAUGCCGCAUCGUGGGAGACUGAAUUUCUUGACCGGAAUGCUGAGGUUUCCACCAAAGAAACUUUUUCACAAAUUACGAGGCUUCGCAGAGUUUCCAGAAGACGUUAAAGCGACUGGAGACGUGACAAGUCACUUCACCUCAUCCGUUGAUCUCUCCUUCGACCAAAGAAACCUACACGUCACUAUGCUUUACAAUCCAUCCCAUUUGGAAGCUGUGAACCCUGUGUCAAUGGGAAAGACAAGGGGCGUUAUGCAGGCAGUUGGGGAUGGGGCUUAUUCUCGUGGCCAGGAUUUGGCUUGGAGCGACAAAGUACUGAAUCUACAGGUUCAUGGGGAUGCAGCGUACGCGGGUCAAGGCGUUAAUCAAGAAUCAUUGGCCCUACACGCAGCCCCACAUUUUGAAAUCGGUGGUUCUGUACAUUUAAUCGUUAAUAACCAAUUGGGAUUUACAACACCUGCAGACAGAGGAAGGUCCUCAAGGUAUUGCACCGAUAUAGCUAAAAGCAUAUCUGCUCCAGUAUUGCACGUCAACGGCGAUGAUCCAGAGAUGGUUGUUCGUGCCACGCGACUCGCCUGUCGAUACCAAAGAAAAUUUAGGAAAGAUGUAUUCGUCGACAUGAACUGCUUUAGGAGAUGGGGACACAACGAGCUCGAUGAUCCUACGUUCACGAAUCCCGCUAUUUACAAAAUUAUCCAAACACGCAAGUCAGUACCAGAUAAAUAUGCAGAAGAACUAAUAAAGGCAGAGAUUAUGACGACUGACGAAGCCAAGUCUAUAGUUUCCGAGCACACAGCUUGGCUUGCAGAGUCUCUGAGGCAAGUCGACAAUUACGUACCGGAACCGGUCUAUUUUGGCGGAAGGUGGUCCGAGAUGUCACAGGCACAAGCUAGCGUUUCCAAAUGGAAUACAGGAGUCGAUGUAGAUCUGUUAAGAUUCAUUGCAAGCAAAAGUGUGCAGUGCCAGGAAUUGGAAAUUCAUCCCCACCUUUUAAAAUCACACGUUGAAGCGAGAUUGAACAAAGUGUCCGAUGGACUAAAGAUAGACUGGGCAACUGCCGAGGCAUUGGCCUUCGGGUCUUUACUUCACGAAGGCUACAACGUCAGGAUUAGCGGCCAGGACGUUGGACGAGGCACAUUUUCGCACAGACAUGCUAUGCUGGUAGAUCAGUCAACGGGUGAUAUUCACAUUCCCCUGAACUCGAUGACCGAAACCCAAACCGGGAAGUUGGAAUUAGCCAAUAGUAUUUUAUCCGAAGAAGCGGUUCUCGGUUUCGAGUAUGGUUUGAGCAUAGCUUCACCAUCGACCCUUGCGAUAUGGGAGGCACAAUUUGGGGACUUUUUCAACGGUGCCCAAAUCAUAAUUGACACAUUCGUAAGCAGUGGCGAGGUUAAAUGGAUGAUUAGCAGUGGAUUGACCAUGCUACUGCCGCAUGGUUACGAUGGCGCGGGACCGGAACACAGUUCCUGCAGAAUGGAAAGAUUUCUCCAGCUGACAGACAGCAACGAGGAUAGACCAGACGGAGACGAUGUUAACAUGCAGCUAGCCAACCCAACGACACCGGCGCAGUAUUUCCAUUUACUCAGAAGACAGAUGGUGCGGAAUUUUAGAAAACCACUUAUCGUAGUGGCACCGAAAAUUUUAAUUCGACAUUCCGCGGCAACUUCGUCGAUGACGGAUAUGGAAACAGGGACAAGUUUUGUCAACGUUAUUGGAGACACGACGGUCAAUCCGGCUGAAGUGAAGAAGGUAAUUCUCGUCAGUGGUAAACAUUACUACGCCCUGAAUAAACACAGAGAAAUUCUCGAGGCUAAAGACGUCGCGAUCGUUAGACUAGAGAGUAUUUGUCCAUUCCCGGUUUUGGAAAUACUUGAAGAGGUUCGAAGGUUCAAGCGUGCUCGAACGUUCAUCUGGAGUCAGGAAGAACCACAAAAUAUGGGAGCGUGGAGUUUCGUAAAACCCCGUUUCGAGAACCUGUGUGGACGACAGUUAAAAUACUCCGGCAGACGGGCAAUGGCUGCACCCGCAACUGGCGUCGGACAAGUACAUCAGCAAGAGGCUCGAGAAGUCAUUGUGAAACCCUUCACUAUGGCAUAAAAUAAUUAAGAAAUUGAACAUUGUGUUCAUUUUAAAAUUGGAAAUGAGUCUCAUUGUCUCAUAUGUUGAAUAUGUAUGUAACCAGUUUUAUUGUUUGUGUAUUUGAAAGUUUGAAUGUCGUAUAAUCAUUAAUUGCCGAAAUUCCAAAACAUUAAGCAAAGAUCUGAAAACAAUCGAAAAUUAUCAAAAGAAGGACGGAUGUUGAAUUUAGAUAGAAUAUUUUUUUCUCAAACAUUUCAUUUGAUUGAUACAACAGGAGAAUAAAUACAUAUCUCAGAUAGAGCUUCGUAUCCGCAACUAAGUUAUAGUAGUACUUUCCUUUCAAUAAUUCUUAAUUAAUCGAUCUUUACAUCUAUGUCAACGAUUAUCACGGACACGUAUUUCUGAUGAGGAUUUAAAAUUUAUCAACGAAGAUACAAAAUUAGUUGAUGAUAUCAACAGUUCGGCUGUAGCCAAUAAUUUAAUUUGGAAUAUUAUCGAAGAUUACUACGAAAUAUUAUCGGUAGUUGAAUAUUUUUUAACUUUCUAUAUUGAUUACAAUAUAUCGAUGGAGAUUUGAAUAAUUAAUCUAUGACGCAUUAACCCUCCGCGUGAACACUUGUUUUUUACACCUUUUGUCUGUUCACUUCUUCUGAGUGUUGUAGGCCAGCUAACUACAUUAUCACGUUGACUACACAAGUUGGCUGACUCUAAAAUUUUGAAAUCUGAUUCUUAAAAAUUGAUAUUCAGAAACCGACUGUUCCCAGUGCUCACACAGAUGGUUAUAGAUAAAGUUGAUAAAUCAGGUGA